UUCAUUCUUAUGCCUAUUCCGUGAACCAAACGGAGGGUCAGUUAGUUCAAUCUGGUGUUGUUCUGCAUGUUUUCCCUCAGAUGAAUUUAACAAAUCAUGUUCAAGUCCAAGUGUGUAUGAUCCUGAGCCUGAAACACCAUCCAAUUCCUUUUGUGUGAUGUUCUCAAGUGUUCCAGUUCACAGGAUCACUAGAUUCACCUUACCAUCUAUCCUCAAAGACAUUGCUGCUAAUUUGGAUUUGAACAAUGGCAAAAAGCUUCAUGCUAGAAUCCUUGAAUUCGGUCUCCAGUUUGAUUGCCAUAUUGCAAGCUCUCUCAUCAAUCUGUAUGUUAAAUGUGGCUCUUUUGAUUGUGCUGGCAAGGUGUUUGAUCAAUUGCCUCAAAGAGAUGUUGCUGUGUGGAAUACCAUGCUUUCUGGUUUCUUUCAUCACUGCCGCUUGCAUGAUGGAUUGGCUUUGUUGUCUCGGAUGCAGUGGUUGGGUUUUAAGCCUGAUGCGUUCUCUCUUUGUAUUCUUCUUGGUGCUUGCAGUGGCUUAGUGUUGGAUCUACGGUGUAGCAAGGUGAUUCAUGCCUUCGUAUUCAGAAAUGCUUUUGAUGGUGAGCAAAUCCUUGAGACAGCUUUGAUUGAUGCAUACUCAAAGUUGGGUCUAGUUAAGGAAGCAUACAAAGUGUUUGAUCGUGCCAUGGAAAAGAAUGUGUUGCUGUGGAAUGCAAUGAUCAGGGGAUUUUGCUACAAUGGAUUGUCAGAGACAAGUUUGGAGUUGUUUGUGCUCAUGAUGAACAAAGGCUGUGUGAUGCAGGCUUCAACUUUUACUAGUGUUUUGUCGGCUUGUUCAGCUGGGAAGGUUGUGAGUUUUGGGCAAGGAGUUCAUUGUUGUGUGAUAAAAAAGGGCCAUGAAUUUGAUCCUUAUGUUGGUACGUCUCUUUUGACAAUGUAUGCGGAAUUUGGAUCAGUUUAUGAUGCUUGCAAGGUUUUUCAUGGUGUGAAAAGCAAUGAGACAGAGCUCUGGAAUUCGAUGAUCUCUGCGUACCUUCAGAAUUCCUGCAUUCAUGAGGCGUUGGAUGUCUAUAAACAGAUGAGAUUCUUAGGUGUGAGACUGGAUAGCAUCACAUUGUUGAAUUUACUUUCGGCUUGUGGAGUGUUUUGUCUGAAGGAUCUUGGCAAGACAAUUCACGGGGAGUUGGUUAAAAGGCCAGUGUUGACGAGCAUGAUUGUGCAGAGCUCUUUGAUGACAAUGUACCUGAAAAAUGGGGACAUCGAAGCUGCAGAUGCUUUAUUUAGUUCACAUGAGGAUCAUGAUAUCGUUGCUUGGGGCGCCAUGAUUUCAGGCUUUUGUCAAAACAAGAAAUUCGAUAAUGCUUUGAGUUUAUUUCAUCAAUUGAUGGCCAAGGGAUUGAAGCCGGAUUCAGCAGUUAUUGCAAGUGCACUCUCUGCUAGUUCUAGCUUAGGAUGUCUGCAACUCGGAUAUCAGUUUCAUGGACUCACCAUCAAGAACAGCACUGCUGCUGAUGUUUUUGUCGGAAGUGGUUUGAUAGACAUGUAUGCCAAAUUUGGCAUGCCAAAAUCAGCAGAAUGUGUACUCAGUGACAUGGCUUACAAGAAUUUGGUGGUUUAUAAUUCUAUGAUCUCAUGUUAUGGAAGGAAUGGCAUGGUUGAUGAUUCCAUCAAAGUUCUAGCCAAAAUAUCUCAGCUGGGAUUGACCCCGGACUCGAUCUCAAUAACUAGUUCUCUUGCUUCAGUUUCCUCUUUGGCAGCAUUGGCCAAAGGCAAGAUGAUUCAUGGAUAUCAAGUAAGAAAUCAAGUUCUAACUGAUGCUCUCGUCGAAAAUACACUUCUUGACAUGUAUAUGAAAUGUGGUUGUUUGAGAUACGCUCGAAGAGUCUUUGAUCGAAUGACAUUUAAAAAUUUAGCAGCUUGGAAUACAGUGAUUGCGGGGUAUGGAUCUCAUGGACAUUGUUUAGUAGCAUUCGAGUUGUUUGAAGAGAUGAAGAGGUACAAAGUAUCUCCCGACGACACUACUUUCCUCUCAUUAAUCUCAUCAUGCAGCCAUUCAGGGUUAGUCGAGCAAGGCAUGAAAAUUUUCGACGGUAUGCUCAGAGAUCACAGCAUUGUUCCUAGAAUGGAACACUAUGUGAACAUGGUCGAUCUGUUCAGCCGUGCUGGAUGGUUGUCUGAAGCCUACCAAUUCAUAAAUCAAAUGCCGAUUGAACCGAAUGAAAGUGUUUACUUAUGCUUGUUAAGUGCUUGCAGAAUUCAUCGUAAUAAAGUGAUCGGUCAAUUGGCAGCUGAUCAUCUAAUAAAACUACAGCCCGAAGAGAGUGGGAGUUAUACUCAGUUGUUGAAUUUCUUCAAUGAAAUGGGAUUGUUAGACAGAGCAGCCAAAUUAAGGAUGCAAUUGAAAGACAAAGGAACAAAGAAAAUUCCAGGUUGCAGUUGGAUUGAGAUCAACAACAAUGUUCAAGUGUUUUAUUCCGGUGAUUCAUCGUCUUCACUUGGAUUAAUUAUCCAUGAAACUCUUACAAAUCUCAGAAGAACAAUGAGAGAUUAUGAUGAUAAUGAUGAUGAUGAUGAUGAUAUUUUCAUUAGACUUUGAUGUUUAUUUCUGCAGAAUAAAAAUGCAGAUAAAUUAAUCAUUGGUU
This is a messenger RNA of Dioscorea cayenensis subsp. rotundata (Guinea yam), 2639 nucleotides long. Its product is annotated as pentatricopeptide repeat-containing protein At2g40720. The transcript has a single exon. The record is from RefSeq and is a predicted model, not a curated record. Gene Ontology annotation, molecular function: RNA binding; protein binding. Lineage: Eukaryota; Viridiplantae; Streptophyta; Magnoliopsida; Dioscoreales; Dioscoreaceae. Bases 158 to 2593 code for a protein of 811 amino acids. Gene Ontology annotation, biological process: RNA modification.